Molecule: messenger RNA, 4210 nt
Organism: Sphaeramia orbicularis (orbiculate cardinalfish)
Lineage: Eukaryota; Metazoa; Chordata; Actinopteri; Kurtiformes; Apogonidae
Gene: asmt
Product: acetylserotonin O-methyltransferase
Exons: 10
Coding region: 1196-2272 (358 amino acids)
Molecular function (GO): O-methyltransferase activity; protein dimerization activity
Source: RefSeq, a predicted model, not a curated record
UCCAGAAAAAAAUGAAUUAACCUGAACAAAUAUGAAAUACUUGAAAUGUAUUAAGAGAAGAAAAUGAAAUUUUAACAUGAUUCUUGUUAUGAAAUGGUUUGAGUUUUUGUAGAUCCACUGUGAUCUGUAACAUAAUGCACGUGUAAUGGAGAAGCUGAGACAUAAUCUUGUUAAAAUAGUACUUAUUUCUGUGUAGAAAUUCCAGUUUGUUCAUAGUUGCUCAUGUUUUUCACAUUUCUUUAAAGGACAGUUUGUAGAUGUCAACAUUUUCAUGAUGUCAUUUUACUUUUUCACUCUAAAACAUAGAGAAAAGUCUGAAGUUGUCAUUAUUUAAUAACCUUGAACCUGAACCUAUUGAUAGGUUAUUAUACUGGUCCGACCCACUUGAGAUCAUUUUGGGCUGUAUGUGGCACCUCAACUAAAAUGAUAUCGACGCCCCUGAUGUAAAUUAAUUAUAUAUUUGUGAUGUUUUUAAAGUGUUUUAGUUUAAAAAAGUUUUGCUGAACAUUUCUGAUGGCCUUGCACUCAACACUGUUCAUCAAAACUGGUCUGUCAUCUCCUUAAAACCUUGUCAAAAUAAUGAUGGUAACAACUUGGGCAACUCUAUCACAUGUACGGUGUAUCCUGUCUGUACUUCACCGGUUUAAUGAACUGAAUAAUUAAUAGUCAAACUGAUUAGUGUCUGUGUAAUCUCAUAAAGCCACGUCACGUUGCAGACUGUGUCAUUAAAUCUGAUGCUACCAUUAGUCUCCCAGCAGAAGUGCAGUCGUGCCAUAUGGGAAGGAAGAAGGGGAGUGCAUCGUCAUGAGACAGUUUUCCUCAGAGUUUGGGCGUCCAGCAGUGUCAAUCACACUCCGGGGUCAUAAAAACAUAUCUGGUAUGAGAAUGCAUUGACAUCUGAAUGUUACUGAUAAUGAACAAGGCAGCAGUGUAUUUGCCACAGAGUUGUUUCUUUGUCUGCAGACUGAGCCCCUGCUCUAAUCUGGGUUAUCUGGCUGUAAUCGGCUUAGCCUACUGCUGCUGCUGCUUUCUCCAGCCAUAGUCCACUUGUAUCUCCUUUUGCCAUUCAUAAAUACACCUGUCGAAGUCUGUGCAGCCGGACAUACUUUGCUGUGAAGUUCAGUUUACAGAUAAAAGCCCUCGAGGAGCCACAGUAUUCAGAGGGUCUCUGGGGAGUUCUAUCCCAAGUGCAGUCAUGGCUGAACGUCAAGAGAGGGGUUCUACUGAGGGAACGGUCGUGGCAGACAAGUACCCCAGAAAAAUACUGGAGUAUAUGGAAGGAUUCCUGAUCUCAAAGACUGUUUUUGCGUCCUGUGAGCUGGGUGUGUUCGAUGUGUUGCUGAGUGCAGAGCGCCCCCUGUCUGCAGAGGAGAUCUCUGAAGCGGUGGAGGCCAGUCUGGAUGGGACUCAGAGGCUGCUGGCCGCCUGCACUGGCCUGCAGCUGCUCAACACACACCAGGACAACGGACGAGUGUUGUACAGUAACACGGAGGAGGCGAGGGUCUACCUGACACGCUCCAGUCCGUUAUCUCUUUACCAUGCCAUCCAGUACAGUUCCAGAACCAUCUACCUGUCCUGGCACUACCUCACCGACGCCAUCAGAGAAGGGAAAAACCAGUAUGAGAAGGCAUUCGGCGUUAACUCUAAGGAUCUGUUUCAGGCUCUUUACAGGUCCGAUGAGGAGAUGAUGAAGUUCAUGCACUUAAUGAACUCCAUUUGGAACAUCUGUGGUAAAGACGUGGUCACAGCCUUCGACCUUUCGCCUUUCAAGGUUAUCUGCGACCUCGGCGGCUGCAGUGGAGCAUUAGCUAAGCAGUGCACGUCAGCCUACCCAGAAUGCACUGUGACGAUCUUUGACCUCCCCAAGGUGGUGCGUACUUCCAGGGAACACUUUGUCACGGAGGCCGACCAGAGAAUAGCGUUCCACGAGGGAGACUUCUUCAAAGACCCCCUGCCCGAAGCCGACCUCUACAUCCUCGCCAGAAUCCUUCAUGACUGGACAGACCAGUGCUGUGUGGAGCUACUCAGCCGAGUCUACAAAGCCUGCAAACCAGGAGGCGCUGUGUUGCUGGUGGAGGCGUUGCUCCAUGAAGAUGGUUCUGGCCCACUGACAGCACAGCUCUACUCCCUGAAUAUGCUGGUGCAGACGGAGGGUCGGGAGAGGACAGCUGUCCAGUACGCUGCCCUGCUGACUGCUGCCGGCUUCACCGCUACCCAACACCGCUUCACCGGAAAGAUCUACGACGCUGUCCUGGGCCGCAAAGAGACAUGAGACUGACAAGUACAUGACUCCUCGGUUUGCCUACUUUUAGAGGUCAACAAAAAACCUUCUCUACUUAUACUUCGUACUCUGAAAUAUCCUGCAUCCUUUUAUACGUGCUUCUGUAGUGUGCAAACUUUGGAAUCUAAUUUCAAGUCCUUGGGCCCAGUUUAUGACUGACCCCCUAAAUUUAACAGAGCUGCUCGAGUGCCACUUUGAUUUUUAAUAUUUUUGGCAGAUAAACAGCUGCCAGUUUAAUUACGUGUUAAUGUUAACUUUUUAAAUAAAGGUUUAGCUUUAUAGGAGUUGAAUAAAAUGUUGUCGUAAACAACAUCAAAGAUUUUGCAAAUUCUGAACUGUAAGUUUUUAGAUUUAGGCAAUAAGAGCACUUUGUUUUGAGUCAGGAAAGGAUUCUGAUUUGGUUUAAAUAUUAAUAAAUGCACUUUGAGUCUUUUUUUUUGAAUAGCACAUUUUUGCAGCCUUUUUCUGUGUUAAUUUUAAGUAGGAAGUUCUGGCGCAACUUCACUUACAUCUAAAAUGUAUGAAGAAGGAGAAAAACUUUCAACAGGUCAAGAACUCUGCAGCACUUAUGUAGAAUAAUUUUAUUUAUCUCUAAAUUUUAUACCUACGAAUUUCAGCUUUAGCCUUCAUCAGGGUCAGCCUUUUUAAGUAUUAAACCAAGGCCUGAUAUUAAGGACAAGUAGGGCCACGCUGAAGAUUAAAAAAAAAAAAAAAAAAUGCAACAUUUUGAGAAUAAUGUCAUAAUAUUUCAAGAAGUCAUCAAAUUAUGACAAUUAAGUCAUUGUUUUACUUGAAAGAAAGUCAGAUUUUUUAUGGGAGUGAAGUCAUAAUUCUACAAGUCUAAAGCAACAACAGGAGGCAAGAGUGAAAGUUAUCAGAGAAGCUUGAAAGUUUGAAUGUGUGAAUAUCUUUCCACCUUCUACUAAACCUAAAAGAGUGAGUAUUUAAUUUGCGAAACCUAUACUAAAGUAUGAUUUACGGAGUUUCAUCAUUGUAACACAGCUGAUUGACUAUUCCUCAAAUUUUUUCCCCUUCUUUAUGAGUUUCCUCUCAUAAAAUUACAACUUCUUUCAUUAAAUAUUAUGACUUUAAUCUCAGAAUUUUACAACUUGUUCUUGAAAGAUCAUACUUUUCUUUUUUGUUUUCAGCAUGGCCCUAAUCCUCCUUUGUAUCGUAUCAUUCCCUAAUUGUAGCACAUAAAAAAAAAAAAGUAGUAAUAUUGUCCUUUGAAAGAGACAGGGUAAUUAUUAAAAUCUAAUUUUAUUCAAAGUGCCAAAAUAGCCACAAGCAAUUUCACACUAUAACCUUGAUAUACACAUAUGGCAAAAUGUUGAAAAUGAUUAAACGUGUAUUAAACGUCUAUGGUUUGAUGACCAAACACAGGCAACGUUUUAUUUUACUGAAUGCCUUGAUAACAUAAUCUAAAACUUAUGAAACUGAGCACAAAGUGAAUACAGAUACAGAUGAACUUUAUUGAUCUCCAGGCAAAAUCCCUUUUUUUUUUUCCAUCAACUCAAUAAAAAGAAGAAAAUUAAACAAAAAUGAGAACAAAGCCUAUCAAUACAUGAAUCAUCAGACGGAGUUAGUGUAUCAGUCUGAAAGCAGUGGACACGAAAGAUCAGAAGAAAUGCAGAAUUACCUCCGACACGACCCCGUAAAGCAGAUCGCUAACAGUAUAAAACCAUCCGAGUUUUAGCAUAACCUGUUGUAAACCAAUAGAUAUAGAUAGUAAAGUUCAACCUGUUCCAUGCACCAUGUAGUGUGAGCUUGCAGAUGAAGAACCUCAUUGCAUAUCUUUCCUCAUUAUUCCAUUUUAAUCCCCGUGUCUGAGCUGCUCACCUCUUACUGCUCCUAACAGCCCAGUAAAGCUCUCUUUGUAUCGUAUUCUUUGUAAUGAUAGAUGGGACUCAAUAAAUCGUUUUCACAAUG